Trichoderma asperellum CBS 433.97 is the source of this 375-nucleotide messenger RNA. RefSeq lists its product as uncharacterized. NCBI's taxonomy places the organism in Eukaryota, Fungi, Ascomycota, Sordariomycetes, Hypocreales, Hypocreaceae. The record is from RefSeq and is a predicted model, not a curated record.
AUGAGUCUGAUCCGGUCCUAUAUCCCUUUCCUUGGCCUUAUUGCCAUGGGAACAUUUGCCACAGCUUUGCAAAUCAACAUUUACUCCGACCACAACUGCCAAAACUUCAUUGGAUCGUUUUUUCCGGGAGCUUGUGAUGCUUUGCCCCAGCCUAAUGGAGGCAUUGGUAGCUGGCUUAUUGUUUGCCAGAACAACUUCGAUGAUAACUGCGAGUCCAUUACCUUCUACAACAGCAAUGGAGGUGGUUGUGCCGAAGAGCACGCUGUCAGCGCCCUCGGCUGCAGCUGCAACUCUGAUCCUACAUCUAACGAUAACCGCCGAUGCCAGAGCACGGUUGGUUUGGGAGCUCAUUUCUGGGGUGAGCGUGGUGAAUAA